Molecule: messenger RNA, 1053 nt
Organism: Symbiodinium sp. CCMP2592
Lineage: Eukaryota; Dinophyceae; Suessiales; Symbiodiniaceae
Source: the annotation of a GenBank genome assembly
AUGGACGACACAGGCCAUGACUUCUACGCGGAGGAGAUCACAGGCUUCUUCGUGGCUCCUUACACAGCGAACUACAGCUUCUAUUUGGCGGCCGACGACGAGGCAGACCUCUCAUUAUCCUGCUGUGGCGACAUGGCUGGCAUGAAGGUCAUCGUCCGCAGCGAGAAGGUCGACUUCGCCAUGCCGCGCUACACCCCGUUGGCAUGGUACGGGAGCGACCGUGUGCUCAUGCGGGUGCGCCACCGCGACCACGUGGGAGCAGACUGGCUCCGGGUGGGCCUCCGCGUCCACAUGCCCAUGCAGUCUUUUGAGGGGUCCAUGCCGCCAGCCGAGAUCGUGAGGAGGAAGUCCUUCCUCGAAGUGCAGAAGCUGACCAUGACGGCGAAUGUGGUGCGCGAGAGGCACCGGAUGAAUUUCCUUCGAGUCCUCACAGGCAGCUUCCGCGUCCGCGUGCGCCGCUUCGCGCAGAACUUCCUCCGUGAGGGUGUCUCGGGCGUGCUGCGUGUGGGUGCUACUGCCGCAGAGCUCGCAAACACACUUUGGGACACGAUGGAUCUCUAUGGAAGAGUCCUGGAGUGCGAGCCCACGCUGGAGCGAACUGAAGAUGCAGACAAUGCAGUGCCCCGUGCCGAGACAUGCCCUGUGGAUGCGCAGGCUGACUCGCUGUGGUUGCAACUCCCAAAGCUUUGCUCCUCCUUCUGCUACUUCCAGUGGCAAGACUGCUCUCGUCGGAGCGGCUCAUGUCGUGUUUUUUGUUCUACUUCUUCGAUCUGCUUUGGCAUGUUCAGACAUUUCCAAGCUAUCGCAGAUUUGCUCUGUAAGGUCGGUUCGUCUUGCAGUCUCGGUCUAUCCUUUUCGAUUGGGAGUUCGCUUUCCGCGGCCACGCUGGAUCUCCGAGCUUCGCAUGGCACAACAUUGGGCUCGUUUGUGGACUCCGACAGCUUCGCCGUUCCGGCGGCACUUUUGCUUUGUCCCUGUCCCGUCGACAAAGAACGGAAAUGGCCAAACUUCCGUCGCUGCACUUGCAAAUGGACCUGGGUUCUGGCCGCAUGA